CAACCUCCUCUCCGAGCUUGCCCCCUGCUUUCACACUUCACGCCUGCUGGACAGCUGAAACGAAUAGAUAACCAUUGGUUCGCAAAACGUCAAGAGCUUCCUGAGCCAGCACCAUGGCGUCCACCGCAGCACCGCCGGCCGGUCAAGUCCCCAUCUCUGCUCCAGCCCAGAUAAAAGCAAAAGAUCAACAUGCGAAACGCGACACGCCAAAACCAUCCGUACUGGUCCACUUUGCCGCCGGAGGGUUUGGAGGGACUGUCGGAGCAGCGAUAACAUGUCCUUUAGAGGUCGUAAAGACGCGGCUGCAGUCGUCACUUUACCGUGAUACGGAGAAGGUCGUCAGUUUGAAGAACCCUAUUCGAGCGACAUGGAUACAUAUGCGCGAAGUAGUUGGGCUCUUAGGGCAAAUCAGGAAGCAGGAAGGGAUUCGGGCGCUAUGGAAGGGUCUGGGGCCCAAUCUCGUUGGAGUGGUGCCAGCGAGAGCGAUCUACUUUGCAACGUAUAGCCAAGGGAAGCACUUUUAUACGCAAAUGAACAAAGGACGGGAAACGCCGGUGGUGCACAUGCUUUCCGCCGCCACCGCAGGAAUAGCGACAGGUUCAGUCACGAACCCCAUUUGGUUGAUCAAGACGAGGAUGCAACUACAAUCGGAGAGGAAAGAUCUGGCCGCUCAUCAACGCUACAGAAACAGCUUCCAUUGUCUGACGACUGUGGUUAGGGAGGAAGGAGUGAGGGCUCUAUACCGGGGUCUUUCAGCCAGUUUCUUAGGAAUUGGAGAGUCGACGCUACAAUUCGUAACCUACGAAUACCUCAAAAAGACCUGGGUCGAAGAUCGCAAAGCGCGUCGGUUAGCAUUAUUGUCCCCGGAGGAGCGCAAAGAGGCGUCGCUGAGCAACUCUCCGGCUGACUGGUUGGACACGUUCGCCGCCGCGGGAGUCGCCAAGUUUGGAGCUGCCAUUGUGACAUAUCCGCACGAGGUCCUGCGAACGCGACUCCGACAAACGCCCGAGAACGGGAUCGUGAAGUACACAGGACUAGUGCAGUCUGCGAAGCUGAUUUACAAAGAGGAAGGCAUGGCGGCGCUCUACGGAGGCAUGACGGCCCACCUGAUGCGAGUGGUGCCCAACGCCGCCAUCAUGUUCUUCUGCUAUGAGCUGGCGGUCGCCGCUGUUACGAAACCUGUUACGCCAUAGAGAAACGGUGGAGCGAUUUCCUAAGGAGUAUCGACGACGCGGGCUCAGCUAGGGAAGGCCGGGACGAAUGUGGAGGCGAAGGAUGUUCGACGAGAGUGCAUAGCGGAUCAGCGACUGACGCUCCGCCGGACCCCACCCUUUGGAAUGCGAAACCAUCAUGGGCGACGUGAGCGGGAUGGACAACAACGCCCAGCGGCGCAGUGCAGGAUACUUGACGACGAAUUAGCUCCCAGUGUCUGAAAGACAUGAAACAUGGCGCGCACACAAUAUCUCGUUUACUAUAGAGUUGCUUUUCCAUAGCUUUUUGGAACAUCAUUCU
Molecule: messenger RNA, 1512 nt
Organism: Fimicolochytrium jonesii
Lineage: Eukaryota; Fungi; Chytridiomycota; Chytridiomycetes; Spizellomycetales; Powellomycetaceae
Product: mitochondrial carrier domain-containing protein
Exons: 8
Coding region: 114-1193 (359 amino acids)
Biological process (GO): pyrimidine nucleotide import into mitochondrion
Cellular component (GO): mitochondrion
Molecular function (GO): pyrimidine nucleotide transmembrane transporter activity
Source: RefSeq, a predicted model, not a curated record